Messenger RNA from Sparassis crispa, 828 nucleotides. RefSeq names its product AN1-type zinc finger protein. Gene Ontology annotation, cellular component: cytoplasm. The record is from RefSeq and is a predicted model, not a curated record. Gene Ontology annotation, molecular function: zinc ion binding. NCBI's taxonomy places the organism in Eukaryota, Fungi, Basidiomycota, Agaricomycetes, Polyporales, Sparassidaceae. The transcript has 4 exons. The coding region runs from base 1 to 828 and encodes 275 amino acids.
AUGUCGAAUUCAUCCGCUGAUCGCGACGACCGACUUCUGAGCAUUGGCAAGCAAUGCUCUGCGCCCUCAUGUUUCCUGGUCGACUUUCUACCCUUCAAAUGUCAACACUGCAACCAUUCGUUUUGUGGCGAACACUUCCUACCUGAGGCACACAAGUGCGACAAAUUCGAUGCCAGCAAGCACAAUCGCGUGGCACCAUCUUGCCCUCUAUGCAACACGCCAGUAGCAGUUCCGCCUGGUGAAGAUCCUAACAUUCGGAUGGAACUUCACAUCAGCACGCAAUGUUCCGUCAUGACUGGGAAGCCUGGCAAGACUUCAUCUAUGCCAGUUUGCGCGAGAGGGAACUGCAAGAAGGUGCUGUUUUCACCCAUUCGGUGCGAUAAAUGCCAGCAGCAAUUUUGUCCCCAACAUCGUUUCCCGAUGGACCAUGCUUGUGCUUCAGCUGUGCCCAGACCCUCCAGUACCCCAGCAAAGUCAGGCUCAAGUGUCGUGGCUCAGACGUCGGCGGCAAGUUCUGCAGCCAUGGCCGCCAUUGAGCGCGGCAUGGCGUCGUCAGGUACUUCGUCCUCUGUCCCGCGACCACCCUCUCGUCCAACACGUGUUACGCGGACGCAGAACAAGCCUCAGCCUUCCGCCAAGGCCUCAUCUUCUACUCCCAAUCUCUUUUCAGCAACCGAUAGUUCCUCUUCUCCCUGUACACUACCACCAACUACUCAACCAUCGGAUAAUGACCUACCUCAAUGUUGUUCACGCAAAUCUACCUCGGCGUCCUCUAAUUCUUUGAACCCUGCGUCAUUCGUUCCGAAACCUAUCUUCGCAUCCGGUUAA